Aspergillus caelatus is the source of this 1764-nucleotide messenger RNA. RefSeq names its product DUF409 domain protein. Lineage: Eukaryota; Fungi; Ascomycota; Eurotiomycetes; Eurotiales; Aspergillaceae. The coding region runs from base 69 to 1487 and encodes 472 amino acids. The transcript is spliced from 3 exons. The record is from RefSeq and is a predicted model, not a curated record. Gene Ontology annotation, biological process: GPI anchor biosynthetic process. Gene Ontology annotation, molecular function: GPI mannosyltransferase activity; alpha-1,6-mannosyltransferase activity. Gene Ontology annotation, cellular component: endoplasmic reticulum membrane; mannosyltransferase complex.
AGAGCCAAUCAGCUCGGUCGCAUUGCCCGGGAUCUCUUUUGAAAGUCUCAAAUAAUUGAUCGAUUAUAAUGUUAACCUUACUCGAUCGAUCCUAUCGAUAUCUUUUACUGUUUUUUGUUACUUGGAAAGCUCUUCUACUUCUCCUGGUCGUCUUCAGUCCCGGUCCUGCGUAUGAUACCUCGACCGCCUUACUGGCGCUGGGCCGUAAUGCAGCUAAUACAGACCGCCAUAGAUUGUUGACACCAAUAUUGGGCUUGCUUACCACUAAUUUAACCCGAUGGGACGCUAUCUAUUUUACAGAGAUCGCUCGUCGAGGCUGCCUGUUUGAGCAAGAAUGGGCAUUCAAUCUUGGGUUCGCAAGCCUCAUCAGAACCUUAGUUAAUAUUCUCCGACACGCAGCCGGCAUAAGCUAUGCGUUAAUAGAGAGUAUUAUUGGCAUCACCGUAGCUCAUGCAGCUCACGGUAUAUCGGCUUUUGUGCUGUACAGUCUAGCACGUGCUAUAUUUCCUGGAAGGAAGGGCCGCAACCUUGCAUUUAUCGCCGCAUGUUUACACAUCUUAUCGCCUGCUGGACUAUUCCUAUCGGCUCCUUAUGGCGAGAGUACCCACGCUCUCUUGAGCUUCAUGGGUUCCCUCUUGUUUGUACUGAGCUUUAGUUAUUCAGGGGUUCCCUCGACUCUCUAUGAUACCUUGCUCCUGCUAUCUGGUAUCUUGUAUGGAUUAGCAACAGCCGCUCGCAGCAAUGGUCUCUUAAAUGGCAUUAUUCUCUUUGAGGAAGCCGUAAGGCUCCUGCACUCAAUGACUAAGGGGAUUACCUUCGCCAAAACCCGUCGACUAAUCGCUGUUGGCAUGGCUGGGAUCUGCACGGGCCUCGGAUUUGUGAUACCGCAAUAUAUUGCUUAUGAGCAGUUCUGCGUGGAUAACAGUGAUCCAAGGGUAUGGUGUCUUAAGACUGUUCCCAGCAUCUAUAGCUUCGUUCAAGACUAUUACUGGAACAAUGGUUUUCUUCGGUAUUGGACUCUGUCCAAUAUCCCCCUGUUCGCUUUAGCUGGCCCAAUGCUGGCAAUCAUGACAUACUCUGCUAUUUGGACACUCAGUGUGGGAUCGGAUAGACAGAAAAGGGGCAAUGGCAAAAGUUCCUCUAAUAUGUCCAAAACGCAAGUUCACUCGGAGGCGCCAUUAACAGGUCGUCUAUUGCGUAGUCUAGCGGUUCCCCAGAUAACCCUAGCCAUCCUGACUUUCCUGAAACACCACGUUCAAAUAAUCACACGCAUGUCCUCAGGCUAUCCAGUGUGGUAUUUCUGGCUAGCACAUGCUCUAGUUGAGGGGCACUCGCUAGCGUCAUCGGAGAAAGUGGACGUAUGCCGGGGUAAGAAGGAGACUCGGAUCAUGAAUCAGUACCGGUACGCACGCAUGACUGUCUUCUAUAUGAUAGUCUAUGCCCUUGUUCAAGGGGCUCUUUUCGCUUCUUUCUUACCCCCAGCGUGAGAAACUUGCUUACGAGCAACAAAUGCUAUACAAUUACCUCACCAAGCUUAAAGUCUUUAACCGUUUGCAGUCAGCUUGACUAGGUGGCCCUGUGGUGUUGCUACCUAUUGUCAGCAGUAAGCCAUAGUAGACGGUGGGUAAACAAUUAGUCAACUUAGCUAAUUCUAUUAACCAACCUAGAAGCUAUUGGGUUUAAGGCACUUGAAAUAGAUGGUGCCUGGUAUGCUGGUCACAGGAAUUGCCUGCAGCAUAUCCACUUCCACAGCCGACUUAGCAA